Molecule: messenger RNA, 7453 nt
Organism: Alligator sinensis (Chinese alligator)
Lineage: Eukaryota; Metazoa; Chordata; Crocodylia; Alligatoridae
Product: multidrug resistance-associated protein 1-like
Exons: 29
Coding region: 460-3948 (1162 amino acids)
Biological process (GO): transmembrane transport
Cellular component (GO): membrane
Molecular function (GO): ATP binding; ATP hydrolysis activity; ABC-type transporter activity
Source: RefSeq, a predicted model, not a curated record
CCCCUCCCCGCCGCAGCGUGCAGAGCCGGGAGCGGGAGGCGAUGCCGCCCGCCCGGGGCCACGAGGUACCGCGGGCGGGGCGGGGGGCGCUGCACGCGUGACGGGAAAUUUAGUCCUGAAGAAAAUGCUUCCUUCUUUAGUAAGGUAACAUAUUCCUGGUACAGCAGAGUAAUUACUUUAGGGUAUAAGAAACCACUGGAGAGAGAAGACCUGUUUGAACUGAAUGAAAGUGACUCGCCAUACACUGUAUGUCCCAAUUUUGAAAAGCAGUGGAGGAAGGAAGUCUUAAGAACAACAAAAGGACUGAAGGCUCCUUGCAACAAAAAAGUGCCAUCUAAAACAAGCUUGCAUAAACCAUGUUUGCUUUAUCCAUUAUGGCAAACAUUUAGAUAUUUAUUAAUAAAAGUUGGCCUUCUAAAAGUGGCAGCUGAUAUUCUAGCAUUUGUGAGUCCACAAAUAAUGAAAGAAAUGAUUAAUUUGUACAAAAACCACUCUGAUUUACACUGGAAUGGAUAUAGAUACGCUCUUGCUCUUCUUCUUGUGGUCAUCUUGCAGACUGUCAUCCAUCAGCUAUACCAGCGCUUCAACAUGCUUACCUCUGUCAAAAUUAAGACUGCAGUUGUUGGCCUGAUAUACAGAAAGGCCUUAACCUUAGCUAACUGUGCUCGGAGAAAAUACACAAGUGGUGAAAUUGUUAACUUGAUGUCCUCAGAUGCCCAGCAACUAAUGGAAAUGGCUGUAAACCUCAACCUUCUCUGGUCAGCACCAUUUCAGAUCCUGAUGGCUAUUAUCUUUCUCUGGCAAGAACUGGGCCCAUCAGUAUUAGCAGGUGUUGCAGUGCUUGUUUUGGUUAUACCUAUAAAUGCUUUUGUUGCUGCCAAAGUAAAAUGUCUGAAGAAAAGCCAAAUGAAGACUGCAGAUCAACGGGUUAAGCUACUAAAUGAAAUAUUACAUGGAAUAAAGAUUCUCAAACUUUAUGCAUGGGAGACAUUCUAUCAGAAGAAGGUUAUGGAAAUUCGAGAACAUGAAAUAGAUGUUUUGAAGUCAUCUGGAUACUUGGCAACUUUCUCUAUGCUAACUUUGACAUGUAUUCCUUUUCUGGUCUCUUUGGCUACAUUUGGAAUCUAUUUUCUCCUGGAUGAAGAGAAUGUUUUAACUGCAGCUAAAGUUUUCACAUCCAUCUCUUUGUUCAAUAUUUUACGGCUGCCACUGUUUGAUUUGCCAGCUGUGAUCUCUGCUGUAGCCCAGACAAAAAUUUCUCUGGGUCGUUUAGAGGACUUCCUAAAUUCUGAAGACCUCGAUCCUCAAAAUAUCGACACAAACUACAGUGCAAAUCAUGCUGUAGGAUUUAUUGAUGCUUCUUUCCGCUGGGAUGAGAACAGCACACAAAUUUUAAAUAAUCUGAAUGUGAGGAUCCCAGAAGGUGCUUUAGUUGCUGUUGUUGGACAAGUUGGAUCUGGAAAAUCAUCUUUCCUUUCAGCUAUUCUGGGAGAAAUGGAGAAACUGGAAGGAACAGUCCAAAGAAGGGGCUCCGUGGCCUAUGUUUCCCAACAAGCUUGGAUUCAGAAUUCUAUUUUACAGGAAAAUAUUCUCUUUGGCUCAGGUCUAAACAAGCCAUAUUAUGAGAGGGUUUUGGAAGCCUGUGCUUUACUACCAGAUUUGGAGCAAUUACCAAAUGGAGAUCAAACAGAGAUUGGAGAAAGGGGAGUUAACAUAAGUGGCGGGCAGAAGCAAAGGGUGAGUCUGGCUAGAGCUGUUUAUAGCAACGCGGACAUAUAUCUUCUGGAUGACCCAUUGUCAGCUGUAGAUGUACAUGUUGGAAAGCAUCUUUUUGAAAAGGUUAUUGGGCCCUCAGGGCUCUUAAAAAACAAGACUUGUAUUUUAGUGACACACAGCUUGGCAUCCCUGCCUCAGACAGAUCUUAUAAUAGUAAUGGAAGCUGGAAGGAUAGCGGAUAUGGGAAAUUACCAAGAGCUGCUUUCAAAAAGAGCCAAUUUUGCUGAACUACUACAAGUCUUCAGCACAGAAAGCAAAAAUGAAGAAACACUACCUAUAAAAAGUGACUCAUAUUCUUUAAAAGGAGGCAGUCAGAAAAGCUAUACUCUGCCACAAAAUGAAUUCCUGGGACCUAAUGAUAGUUCUUUCUUGGAUCAAAAGAAAGCAUUCCCAGUGAAGAAAGAAAAAGUUCCUACUGGCAGUACGGAAAUGUCAAUUAUUUUGAAAUAUCUGCAAGCCUUUGGGUGGCUCUGGAUAUGGUUAAGCCUGGCUGCUUAUUUAGGUCAAAACGCAUUGGCCAUAGGACAAAAUCUGUGGCUUAGUACCUGGACAGCAGAAGUAGAACAAACGAAUGACUUGACAGAAUGGAAACAGUUACGAGACAAUAAACUCGGCAUCUAUGGUCUUCUGGGACUAAUACAAGGUCUCCUAGUAUGCUAUGGUGCAUACGUGAUUACCCGGGGAUCUCUUUCUGCCUCUCGAGUAUUGCAUCAUCAGAUGUUAGACAGUGUACUGCACCUUCCACUCCAGUACUUUGAAACUAAUCCAGUAGGUCAAAUCAUCAACAGAUUCACAAAGGACAUGUUUAUGGUGGAUGUGCGCUUUCAUUACUAUUUACGGACCUGGUUAAACUGUACACUAGAUGUUCUUGGGACCAUCCUAGUCAUCACAUCUGCUUCACCACUCUUCAUAUUGAUAGUUAUACCCCUUGGAUACUUAUACUUUACUAUCCAAAGAUACUACAUAGCUAGUUCACGACAAAUCCGUCGGUUAGCUGGAGCAUCUCACGCCCCUGUUAUCUCCCACUUCAGUGAAACUCUCUUGGGGGCACCUACAAUCCGAGCAUUUGGACAUGAGGAAAGAUUUGUUAGACAGAACAAAGAUGUGGUAAAUGAGAACGUGGUUUACUUCUACAACAAUGUCAUCUCAAAUAGGUGGUUGGCUGUCAGGCUUGAAUUUCUAGGAAACUUGAUGGUUUUCUUUGCUGCAUUGUUUGCAGUGAUGGCUGGAAGUACAGUGAGCUCCUCUGUAGUGGGUCUGUCAAUAUCUUAUGCACUUAACAUAACUCAAAGUCUGAAUUUUUGGGUUCGUAAAGCAUGUGAAAUUGAAACCAACGGAGUUUCCAUUGAAAGAAUUUGUGAAUAUGCAAAAAUGAACAAAGAGGCCCCCUGGUUAACUUCUAAAAGGCCACCUGUGGGAUGGCCCAGUAAAGGAAUAAUAGAGUUCAUUAAUUAUCAAGCCCGGUACAGAACAGAUCUUGGUUUAGCACUGCAGGAGAUCUCCUUUCAAACACGGAGUCAAGAGAAGGUUGGAAUUGUUGGAAGAACAGGAGCUGGUAAAUCAACACUCACAAAUUGCUUAUUUAGAAUUCUAGAGAGAGCUGGGGGCAAAAUAAUUAUAGAUGGAAUUGACAUAUCAACUAUUGGACUCCAUGAUCUGCGCAGCAAUCUGAACAUUAUUCCACAGGACCCUGUCUUGUUUUCCGGGACCCUGCAGUCAAACUUGGAUCCACUUGGAAAGCACUCCGAUCUUGAGCUCUGGGAGGCACUGGAGUUGGGCGACUUAAAGAAUUUUGUCCAGUCUCUUCCGAAGAAGCUCCUUCAUGAAGUUUCAGAGGGUGGUGAAAACCUCAGUGUAGGGCAGAGGCAACUUGUCUGUCUUGCCCGCGCUUUGCUACGGAGGACAAAGAUUCUGGUCUUAGAUGAAGCAACAGCCUCUGUUGACCUGGAAACAGACCACCUCAUACAGUCCACCAUCCAAAAGGAGUUUGACAACUGUACAGUCCUAACUAUAGCCCACAGGUUGCAUACAAUUGUGGAUUCUGAAAGAGUGCUUGUUCUCAACUCUGGAAGAAUUGUAGAAUUUGAUACUCCCCACAACUUAUUACGUCAGAAAGGAGUGUUUUCUGAAAUGGUCACAGAAGCUGGGAUAACGUAUGAUACAGAUGCCUAGUGAAUACUCUCAAAAGACAAGGAUGCGUGGGUUUUUUUCUUAACUCUACUUACCAAGAAAACACUCUGGGAGUGUGGGGUAUACUCUAUUCUCAAUGUUAUUAAAUGAUUGUGCAAUAUAGGGGUAGUGGGCACGCGUGACAAUACAAACUCCUCAAUGCUAUAACUAUAAUUUAUUGUAUAUUCAGCAGCUUUUUAUUUAUUUUUUUAAAGUACCACAUUUUAUUAUGCAUUUUUACUGAACCUAGAUUAUAAUUAUAUGCUAUGAAGAUCCAAGCCUUAAAUGUUGCUUUAGCAAGAGACCUGCAGGCUAAAUAAAUCCUUGCCUUUCACAUUAGUUAAUACAUACCUUGCAGUCCUAAGUUUGAUUGAAUCUUUUAAUACAUUUGAAAUUAUUUAGAAAACAGCACUGAUUUAACUUGCAUACUUGAUUACAGAUCAAUUUGUGAAAAUGUAUUUGAGAAUUGUACUCUGUGCUUAUUUUAAUCUGCGUGGGGAUACGGUUUCAGACCUUUGCGUGACAUUUUUUAUUUUGUAAAAUUACUUCUGAACACCCAAAUGUAAUGGGCAAAUGAACUGAUAAAAUAUUCCUUCUGACAACUAAUUUACAAUAGGACUUGGAAAAGCUCAUGGAAUCCUGAAAAAUGAAAAUCCCUCUGGGGAUAUCCAGUUUAUGUUUAAAACAUGUUUAUACAAGUCUAUACUAGUAAUGGUAGCAGGAUGUCCAAGGAAAUUACUAAUGCUUAUUCUUGUGUGUAUAACAUACAUGAUGUUAUAUGUUUUGUUUUGUUUUUGUUGCAUUUCUUUGUGGUUAAAUAGGGUGAGUGGGUAAAGUGAGGAGAAGAGAGGUUCCAUAUUAAAAAGUAGACAAGAAAAAAUGCAGAAUGGCAUACUGUACUAGCUCAAACUUCCAUGCUUCAUUUUUUCUCCCAGAAGAUAGUUAGCUCCUCUCAUAGGAGUGACACAUUUUUCAUUCAGCAGUUAAAACAGGAUUCCUUCUGAAGUAACAUAACCCACCUACCUCACUGUGCCUGUAGGGGUACCUGCAAGCAGAUAGAAUUCUUCACUUGUUCAACACCAAAACUGUCUGGGCCAACCUGCAUUCUUGAAAAGAAGUUAGGUAGCUCCCCUAGGAGCUACUGCUUUUAUUGACUUACUUCUCAGCACCUAAUUAAGGUCCCACCCCCUGCUUUAUUACAGCAGGGGGUGACACCUGUGGAAGGUCAAGGAAGUGUUUAUCUCCCGUCCCCUAUUGGUAAUCAAAGGGGUGUCUGCAUCUAAUCAUAGCAGGCAUACUAGGCAAGGCCAAGAAGAUCAACCAUCCCAGUCUUUGGAAAUCCACCAGUCCAACAGCAGUUCUAGUCAUGCCUAGCAAAUUAGCAGCUUUACUAAUGUAUGAAGAUGAUUUUCUCUUUCAGUUUCUCUGUCCACCUAACACAAAAGAAUAAGAGUGAAAAACUCUGCCAUUCCCUCCUAUUUUCUCUCUAACACACAGUAUGCCAAAGUUGGUUGCCAAAUAAUAGUCCGAUACAAACAUGGAGGUCUUCUGUCUUUUUAAAUAAAUAUUAAUAAGUGAAGUUAGCACCAAACUAUUAAAUAGGGUAGGCCAUGGUGAGGAUUAAUUGAUUUUUAGCAGAGGUUAGUCAGCUUAAUGCUGCAGGCUUCCCCUUGUCUUUACUAAUGCAAAUUGUUCUCACCUUUUAAAACAGUUCUCAUUUCUAAGUAGCUUGGUCAGCUGGCUAAGAUCCCAAAAUGUAGUUUUUAGAAAGCUUAAUCCUGUGCAACAACCUAGGGUUUUGUGUGUAGACAAUUAAGCUGUUUGAAUGUUGUUAAGUCCUAGACUUACUUUGGAGGUUGGCCAGCUUCACUGCUGGCAUGAAGUGAUCCAGCCUAGGACACCAACUUGGAAUCUAGCCUUCUGACUUCUAGUAAGAAUCCUACUUGUUUUCAUCCAUUCACUAUUUACAUGCUUGAGCCUAACAAAGAAUGCAAGUGCUAAGGGCAGAAGGCUUUAUGCUUUUCUUCCGUGGUAUUUCAAAUAAAUAAAAAAGCUUGCAUUUAAACACAGGCAUUAAUGACUGUCCUUUUAUAUGCUGCACACUUACAUUUGCCAAUUCAGAGAAAUUUACUUAGAGGGCUGUUAACAGUAAUUGUACCUGCAGAAGUUAGCCUCUGAAGAGGUAAGCUACCUACUUUUCUCUUAGGUGGGGAAACAUUACCUUGGAAGUAGGAAGCUGAUUUGCAAGAGUUUGCUCAGAAAUAAGAUGGACAAUAUUGCUUGAAAAAAUGAUAAUGUAUAUUAGUUUGCCAUUUGUAAGUCUGCAUAUUUUUCAAAGCUAAGAACCACUUGUAUGGAAAUGACAAGGUAGACCGUUUUCUGUAUUGACCCUUUCUAAGAAAGUACAACUAUUUUUGUACAACUACUUUUAAGGCUUACUGCCUUAAAAAAAAUAUCACGUGAUUGUUAACAUUCGUUUAAGAAAAAUAAAAAAAUUCUGAACACUUAUGAAACUGGUUUCAGUCCUUUUGAAUUGUCAUUUGCAGUAAGGGAGAUAUCACUAACCAAGCCCUAGCAACAGGGUGCAAAGAUUUGGUUUAGAGCUUGGGUGAAGAAGGCUAGGCAUUCACAAAACGAACUAAAUGUUUUCCAUAGAUAAGUCAAUAACAUUUUUUUAAAUAUAAGAUUUCUACAGAAAAUGAAGGAACUUUGUACCAUUAGACUGAUCCCCUUUAUAUGAGUCAAUUCUAGGGUACAUACAAGUGUUACAUUUCCCCCAUUGGACAUAGUUCUGCUGGUUGAAUGGCUCCGUGAACACGUUCACAGCACUUCAGUCAUUUAAAGAAGAAAAAAAAGGCCAGUGCAUUGGACAAGGUUGCAAUGUUAAUCAACUGGGGUUCAAGUGUUUUGAUUGGAUGCUUGCAUGCAAUCUCCAUCACUUAGGGAUGCUGGAGUGACCUGCAGCAUACCAGUUUGCCCAGCUUCUGCCCAUUCUCUCACCCAAAAGAGAUGCUCUUUGACUCCAACUGCACUGUGCUGCUGCAGCCCAAGUGACAGCAAGUCCCUCCCCUGACAGUUUCGGGGCUGAAAAAGCACAAUCCCUUUCCACAGCCCAGAGGCAUCCUUGAUCCCUUCUGCCAAUCUCCCCAGCAGGGCUCAUCCCUGCUGCUCACCCAGACACUCCCACCUGCCCAGACCAGACAUGGCUUAGCCCCACUCCCGCCCAAACAUAAUCCAGCUCACUUCCAUGGUCCCUGGAGAUGCCUGCCUGCCUCCUCCUGCAUAGGCAUAGCCCUGCCCAGCCCACCCCUGCAGACACUUGCCCCCAGACCAUCUGCCCCAUGUUUCCUGCCCUCCCCUGCCUGCCCACAGAUCCUAACUGAACCACUCUCUCAUGUCUGCAGGGGCAUGGGGUCUUAAAUCCUGAUGGAGAAGGAUUUCCACGGGUUUUGAACAGGAGUGGGUGAGUGAGUGCCAGCAGCCCCCAUCCCCAAAUUGCAAGGAUUCC